This is a messenger RNA of Symbiodinium natans, 402 nucleotides long. The record is from the annotation of a GenBank genome assembly. Lineage: Eukaryota; Dinophyceae; Suessiales; Symbiodiniaceae.
AUGCUGGAACAUUUCGAAGCAUCAUUUGCAGGCAUGCCGUACGAAGAAACUGCUGAUGACGUUCUGCUACAGCGGCAAAGUUUCGACACUGAUAUAGAUUGGUGCCCAAUCGUUACAGCGCUGGCAAGACGCAGGCCGUUGAAGGAGACCCCUGACGCUACUCUGUGUAGAUACACCCUGAACUGUCGUUGGGACGCAGAUUUGCGGCAGCCCAGUGGAGUAGUUGAAGUAUCUGACCUUGCAGCCUGUAAGCCAGCUGCCGCUGUCCUACGAGCAGCUUGGAGCCUUGUUGUACAGGGCAAGCUUGUAUGCCUUUGUGCUCCUCCUGCCUUCAGGGACAGCGUUCUUUUCAGGCCUUUUGCGGCGGCCGCCGCUGCGAGGCGCGUGACUUUCUGCAUGUAA